UUCCAACCUUUGUUUCGAUCUCGUUUAACCAUGUCCUUUGUUCUUCAGUCUUCCCCGUUUGAGCCUUUAUUACGUGAUUUUGAUUAAAGACUUAUUUUUGUUACCUAAUUUUCUAUUGCAUGCUGCCGGACCAUUGACAGCAAGGUUGUGUUUGACUAAGCUCAAGGUCACGGCGUGGUUUAGUUUGUGACUGUUAACCUUCUGACUGUCUGCUUGGGAGAAUUGCUGCAAUCCCUGCAGAUAGAUAUUUGAUCCCAUCUGAUUGGGAAUAUUUGUAUUGAUUCUCAGCGCGCUACUUUGCGUUAGAGAAACUUCUGACUGUAUAGCACAGGCUGUACCGUUUGAGGUAUUUUGUAUUUUUGGUGUAAUUCGUUCUGUUUUCUUAAUUAGAACCGUUUAUAUUGAGCACAGAGUUUGUGUUUUGAUAUAAUAUAAUACGAGUAUCUCAAAGACGCGUUGUGGGCUAUACAGAGGAACUUGGUCUGGUCUAAUCGAAUAAAUUUUGGGUUCGUCAGUCCGUUGUUCCAACCGGAUAUUGGCUGUUCGGUCGUUACACUAACAUCUCAUAUGCAGGACCCAUUGACAUUUCAUUGGCACUGCAAUCACUUCAAUAUAGCAGCGUCUAAUCGACUUUGAACGUGUUGCUAAAAAAGUCUUUCUUCAAAAUAAUUUGCGCAAUCAAAUGGACUGAAUUGAAGUGGGGUGGAAACAAAAGCGUAUGCAGAGCUGAGGCUUCGGCUAUCGACCAAUUCAAGUCUGAAAUCUGGUGAAGAGCGUUAGAACGAUCAUGCGUGCCAAGAAACAUCCAAUGGUAAUGCUUUCUUGUGGUUCAGAAAAUGGUUCGAAUAAAGAAAACUGUACUCAUCCGAAACCAUUUAGUUUUGAAGAUCGUGAAUUAUCAUUGAUAAAACGCAGAAACGAACGUAUGGUCCAAGCAGAGUUAAAUGCUAAGGUGCUUGCAAAUUCAUUCAAAGCUCAACCCAUGAGGAUUGGAUCACCUGAUCGUCUACCUCCACGUGUUGUUCAUUCUCCAGUUCAUCCAAUCUCAUUCCACUCAUUCACUGAAGAAAGGAUAGCACUUCACAAAAGCAAAAGAGAGACUAGUACAUCCACUGAGGAGUCCAUAAUUACAAGAGGAAGAACCAAAUCUCCAUCAGUCAUUUACCAAACACCGUUUAUUCCGACUUUUCCAGAGCGUUCUCCAAUAGUUGCUGUCUCCCCUAAACUAGCCACCGUGGAGCGCGCGAUGUCAAGGUCGAAAUAUGACGAUGAAGCCAAAAAGAGAAGAGAUAUUCUUCAGCAACAAUCGGAACUUAUUAGACUUAAGAGAAUGGAGGACGAGGCCAAUGAAAUAAGACAGAUUCGUAAAGAAUCUGUACACAAGCCGGAACCGAUCAGGCGGUAUAAAACGAUCAAAUCUCCCACGCGCAAACCCCCAACGGUACCCAAAUCCCCGGUGCUAUCAACUUUACGAAAUAGAAUAUCUAAACAAUGAUAUUUGAUUGACUCCUUGUAUUUAUUGUACAGAAACCAUUCUCAUUUACUCAAAUGAUGUACAUAAUAGAAA
Messenger RNA from Schistosoma haematobium, 1567 nucleotides. RefSeq names its product Protein tpx2 (gene TPX2). Lineage: Eukaryota; Metazoa; Platyhelminthes; Trematoda; Strigeidida; Schistosomatidae. The transcript has 6 exons. The record is from RefSeq and is a predicted model, not a curated record. The coding region runs from base 788 to 1495 and encodes 235 amino acids.